This is a messenger RNA of Chlamydomonas reinhardtii, 2728 nucleotides long. RefSeq lists its product as uncharacterized. The record is from RefSeq and is a predicted model, not a curated record. Bases 33 to 248 code for a protein of 71 amino acids. The transcript has 2 exons. NCBI's taxonomy places the organism in Eukaryota, Viridiplantae, Chlorophyta, Chlorophyceae, Chlamydomonadales, Chlamydomonadaceae.
GUCCCCGUUCGAGGCGCCGUCUGGUCAGGACUAUGUGGUUGAGGGUGGCGACUGCGUGGUCGUGUAGGGUGUCGCAGCACUGCCUCGCUUUGUGGGAGGUGACGCCCAGGGAGGUCGGCUGCAAGGGCCUGGUGCUGUUGUGCUUUUUCGUGUUGCUUGGCGGCGUGGUUCGUGUCGGCGGUGUAUCCUGCUUCGAUGAUGUGGAUGGUGUCGUGUUCGCUGGGCAGCACGACAAAGUCUGGGUUUAGGGCUGCGGCGAGGGAGAUGGAAGGAAUUAGUAGGAUGUCGGGGCGGUAGUGUAGGUGGCGUCCUGCUGGUUUGCCCUCCUGGUCGGGGAGCAGCCAUGGCGGCAAGCGGUUGUCAGCCGCGUAGUCUGGCAGAUCGGCUUUAGACGUGGCGUCCAUUACCAUGUAGCAGCCGCCGCAGUCACCGCGGGAGAUGGCUCGUGCGAUGGCCUGGACUGCAAUGUUGUGUCGUUUAAUGUACAUUGCACGGAGUUGGGGGUUGUGGCAGCCUCCCAUUAUGUGGCCGCCGGAGUCGGGUCCGCGGCAGAGUGGGCAUGGGGCGGGGGUAUCGGGGCCAGCGCGGGGGGCUCGGCGGCCUGUAACUGUGCGGCCGAAGCGGGCUGCGAGUUUGUUGUUCCACAGUUGCCCGUAUAAGUAGUCCAUGCAGCGUUUGGCCUUGCGGUGUCGGCCUGAUUGCAGGUUCAGGGUUCGGGUGCUGGAUUUGAUAUCCAGGUCUGGGAUGGCGUUGGCUACGAAACCAGUGUAGAGGGUUUCGCGGGUGUGGCCUUGGGCGAUGUGCGGGGCUGCGAGCGUGGCGAUGCCGCGGUUGAGGUCAUGCGCGUAGUGUCCUUCGUUCUUCUCUCGUGGCACCCCUUCCACAGUCGGUUUGAUAGUUUUACGUAUCCAGUAGUAUUUACUACGCGGGUCGUUAUCGGACUCCUCGACCAGCCACUCGGCCCCGGGCAUCUCUUCUCCCUUGGCGGUUUUCACCGCCGCCUGAUCUGCGAGUUCAUUGUACGUGAUCCCUGAAUGUGCUUUGACCUUGAGGAGGUUUGUCCGGCGGCCGGCGUGGGAGCGGCGUUUCAGGAGCGCGAGGAUGUUAUCCAGCAGCGCUUUGUGUUUGCUGAAGGUAAGGAGUUGGGGCUGGUUGAUUGUUUUGCGGAUGAGGAAUAGCGACGCAGCGGAGUCGGUGUAAACUGUGACUUCGGGGAGCGCUUGCACUUCGUCGAGCUUGAGCACUUGGUGUAUGGCCGAGAGCUCGCAUCUUGUUAUGGUGUUGCAGCCGUGUUGUCCAGGGUUGACGUCGAUCUGAUACGUUUGGGACGUGCGGGCAUCGAUCGCUGCGGCCCCCCACGCGCUGGGCUGACCAAGGGCGUCUUUCUGUACUGAGCCAUCGGUGUAGAAGCCUUCGCAGGGAUUGAGGCGUAGGGGUUGGGUGGCCGCGAACGGGGCCAGGGUGGCUGGCGUGGCCGGUACGGGAGGGGGUGUUACUCGGGGGGCUGCCGGGCGGGUGCGGGUCAUCCGGCGGACCUGUUUGGUCACCCACCGUGUGUGGGCCCAGGUGAGUUGGGGCUGCGGUUCGACGGGCAUGCCUGAGAGGUAUAGAGACGUGCUUAGGGCGUCGCGUAUGGGCUGGGCGAGUUGGGCUCCGGGUGUAUUGCUGACCAGCACCAGGUCAUGUUUUAAGGUGAUGCCUGCGUCGUUGUGGAUCUGGCCGAGAAGGGCGUGUGUUGCUGUGGCGGAAAUGCUGCCAAGGAGUGUGACACUGGGGUGGGCGAGGUAUCGUGUGUAUGGCGCGUUGCGUUGGGUGGGGAGGAUGAUCAGCGUGGCAGUGGUUGGCGGGUUGCGGGUGUUUGUAAGGGUUUCGGUGUGUUCGGCCCAUGCCAGUGCCCAUCGGACCGCGUGAGCUCCGUCUUCGGUGUUGGGUUCGGGGUAGGCGACAGCAAUUCCAUCCCAUGGCUGGGAGUACGCGUCAUAGUUGGCCCCAAAGAGCAUGUCUUCUUCGUACAGUGUGUAGUAGGUGGUGGCGGCUUCCGAGACGUUAAGGGGUGAUGCGAAGAGCUCUGUUGUGCUGCCUAUUAGCGGAGUGCUGUCGAAAUGCGAACGCGAAUGUGCGCGACACGAAGCCUAUUGCCGUGUGCAGGGUUUGUGUCAAUCCGUCGCACAGAAUGCGUUCUCCUUUUUCAGUGACAGGGUGGGAUUUGGAGCCGCCCCCGGGUUUGUAUCGGAGGAGCAGGCGGGCGAUGGCCGCCGCAAAGCCUCUGCCCUGGUCGUAUUUGGCGUGCGCUUCGGGCCAGGUUGUUUGUGCAUGCUGGUAGCGUUGCCAGAGGAGGUUGAGCCGCUCUGCGCUGAUGGUGCCCAUGCACCGUCCGCGGGGGUCGUACACAUGCGCCAGGUGAGUGCUGUGUGCCGUGGAGCCAGGGUCGGGGAGAAUACCGAGCUGGAUGGUGUAUGUUUGUGUGGGGCGGAUGUCUCGGCGGGGGUUGCAUGGCUCGACGUUGAUGUCGACGUAGUGGCGCAGAGUGCGUUGCCCUCGUGCAGUGUCGUUGCUGGCAUCUGUCCAGCGGCCCUGUCGCUGGUCAGGGUUUAGGUGCGUGUCGCUAGCGGGGGCCGGGGGGCGGGGGGCCAGGGGGACAGCAAGGCGGGCGUGCAGGGCGUCCAGGAGUUCUUGUUUGUUGUCUUGUGCCUCCAGGGUAGCGGCGGGUUCUUCCAGGUCUUCCCAU